This is a messenger RNA of Scutellospora calospora, 435 nucleotides long. The record is from the annotation of a GenBank genome assembly. Lineage: Eukaryota; Fungi; Glomeromycota; Glomeromycetes; Diversisporales; Gigasporaceae.
AUGGAUUCUUUCCAAGCACAUAUAGUAUCUUCUGUUAAAAAAUAUAUUUCAGAAAAAAAUACUAACCUUGUUGUUGUUCCUGGAGGCUUAACGCCAAAAGUUCAACCUCUUGACGUUAGAAAGUUUUAUAAUGAUUGGAUAUCUCAAGAAAUAAAAAAAUUAAUUCCAACUGGCAAAAUUCAACGUCCAGCAUAUAAUGAUUCUGUUGAUAUACAGCUUAUUCAAUGUUCUUUUAAAUGCUGCAAUGUAUCAACUAUGAUGGAUGGAUUAGAAGAAGAUAUGAUCUUUGAUUAUAAUAGCUUAGAAGCUUUUGAAGAGUCUAACUCCAUAAUUCAACAAAAUCAAGUAUCCUUUGUGAUAUUUGAUGAGAAUCAAGAAUAUAACGAGUUUGAAUCAUAUUAUAUUUCACAAGAAGCAGGCAAUUAUAUAAACUAG